CACGAGCCAAGCGCAGUGGUGCAACCGACUUUAAUUGUUCAACACACACGUUUUUUAUUUAUACUAUUUCUAAAUUUUGAAGUUUUACGUAAUCCGUCCAUCUUUUGUUUUAUUGAUAAAAUGCGACCGUUUAUUUCUAGUGUUAUAUUGAGCGUGUUGAUUUUCUACGUGCGGAACGGCGAAACGAAAUUGGCGCCCGACUUUAUACGUCCUUGCAACAAUACCAGUAGCGAAUGCCUGGUAAAAGCAACUCAAGAUGCUAUCCCAGAAUUUGUGAAAGGAUUACCUGAUCUUGGAGUGCCACCCUUGGAUCCCUUCACCAUAGACAAACUGUCCAUACCAUUAAACGGACUGAAAGUUACAUUCUACAAGGGGAAAGUGUCUGGAUUCCGUAAAUGCAUUGUGGAUAACAUUAUUUCUGAGUUGGAGAAUCGCCUGUUCGUGUUGCAGUUCCACUGUAAUCUUACUAUCAAGGGUCGAUAUGAUGCUGUUGGGAAAAUAUUGCUGUUUCCUAUUAAUGGAGAAGGAGAUGCCAAGAUCAAAUUAACUAACCUUAGAAUGAAAGUGGAUAUCAAUACAAAAUAUGUCAAAGACAAAAAUGGCGUCGAUCAUUUCGGUGUGAAAAGUUACAAGUACACAUUCGACUACGGCGACAAGGUCACGUUUGAUCUACAAAACCUAUUCAAGGAAAGCAAGCAACUUAGUGAUACAGUAUUGGCGUUCCUAAAUGAUAACUGGAAGACUGUAGCCGAAGAGUUCGGUAAACCAAUAGUGGACUACGCAGUCGAUCUUGCUAUAAGGACCAUAGAGAAGUUCUUUGUUGCAGUUCCUUACUCAGAAUUAGUAUAUGUUCCAAUUCCAAAAUACUAAUAUGUGUGUAUACUAGGUUAUUUAUUGUUAAUAGAGAUUUUUGUAUUUUCUUCCUGUUUUUUUAUUUUAUUCAAAUCCUGAUUAGAGUAUAAACCUGUGAUUUUUUUUG
Molecule: messenger RNA, 979 nt
Organism: Diatraea saccharalis (sugarcane borer)
Lineage: Eukaryota; Metazoa; Arthropoda; Insecta; Lepidoptera; Crambidae
Source: the annotation of a GenBank genome assembly